CAAUAGAAAUAUGUGCUCACAACAUGUUAUAUCGAUAGAUUAUUAUUAUUAUUAUUAUUUAUGUCAAGUCCUCGGCUCCAUAGAUUCCUGGUGCUGACAUGGUUUCAUUCCUCUGGGAGGAUCUCGUGCAUUUCUGGGCUGGCUUCAUCCAAACAUUUGGCACGCGACAAUACCCCGCGUGCGCGCCUACUACAGCGUCCUCCCGCCGCCUUUGAGCUUUUGUCAACUGGAAGAAGGUUCAAGGUUCGAGGUGGAAGCGGCCCUGAGCUGCAGCGUUUCGCCCCGCGACAGUCUGGAGUUCCGUCGGCUGAGCUGCACAUCAUGAUCCUCGGCGUUGCGUUCACGGCCCACUCCGUCCGGAACAGCUGCUUUCCCGCAGCUUUAAAGUUUUUGCGGACGCCGUGGACACGUCGCGCGGGGCUCCCCGCAGCUGCUCGUUUCAUCCAUGUGGACGGACCUCCCAUUGUUCCCACACUCACGACCAGCUAUGCCCACGGCACAUCCUCCACGCCGAUGCUGUACGACACAAUCGGAGGUAUGCUGCAGAAGAGUGUCGAACGCUUCCCUGAUAAAGACGCCGUGGUCUUUGUGCAAGAUGGAGUCCGCAAGACCUUUGCACAGUUUCAGCAGGAAGUGGACCAGGCUGCAGCCGGACUGCUGGCACUCGGACUAAAGAAAGGAGACCGCCUUGGAAUGUGGGGGCCCAACAUUUAUGAAUGGGUCCUGUUCCAGUUUGCAACAGCCAAAGCUGGUAUUAUUUUGGUGUCUGUGAACCCAGCCUACCAGCUUCAGGAGUUGGAGUAUGCGUUGCGUAAAGUGGGCUGUAAAGCAGUGGUUUGCCCCACACAGUUUAAGACUCAAAAGUACUGCGACAUGUUGAGGAAGAUCUGUCCAGAAAUCGACUCGUCUGUUCCAGGAGACAUCCAGAGCGCCAGACUGCCGGAACUGCGCAGUGUGAUCGUCGUAGACAGUCGGCAGCCGGGAAUGUUUCACUUUGACGAUGUGAUGCAGGCUGCCGGCAGCCAGCACACGCGGGAGCUGCAGGAUCUGCAGAAGAAGAUCAUCUGUGACGACCCCAUAAACAUCCAGUUCACCUCGGGUACCACAGGACUUCCUAAAGGGGCCACGCUGUCACAUCACAACAUUGUCAACAAUGCGUACUUUGUUGGGAAAAGAGUGGGAUACGACUGGAAGCCUCUGGCCCGUGUGUGCGUCCCGGUGCCGCUGUACCACUGCUUCGGAUCUGUGGGGGGAGGGCUUGUUAUGGCCGUCCACGGCACCACCAUCGUCUUCCCCUCCGCUGGUUACGACGGCAAGGCGAACAUUGCAGCAGUGGAGAGUGAGAGGUGUACUUUUAUUUAUGGGACUCCCACUAUGUAUGUGGAUAUGGUCAACCAGCCUGACCUGCGUAAAUAUGACUUGUCAUCACUGGAAGGAGGCAUCAUGGCGGGCUCCCCGUGUCCACCUGAGCUUGUGAGGAAAGUUGUGUCUGAAAUGGGUGUCAAAGGGAUAACGAUUGCUUAUGGUACAACAGAAAACAGUCCUGUGACUUUCAUGGCUUCCCCAACGGACAACAUGGAGAGGAAGGCCGAGACGAUCGGUUACGUUUUGGAUCACAUAGAGGCUAAAAUAGUGGAUCCUACAACAGAGCAGCUGGUCCCUCUGGGGAUGACGGGAGAGAUUAUGAUCCGAGGAUACUGCGUGAUGUUGGAAUACUGGGAAGACAAAGUGAAGACCGACGAGUGUAUCACGAAAGCUCGCUGGUACAAAACUGGAGACAUCGGCAGCAUGGACGGCUACAGCUACUGCAAAAUCAGCGGCAGGAGCAAAGAUAUGAUCAUCCGAGGAGGAGAGAACAUUUACCCGGCCGAGAUCGAGCAGUUUCUGCACACGCAUCCCAAAGUCAAGGAGGCCCAGGUGGUUGGAGUUCAGGAUGCCCGCAUGGGGGAGGAAGUCUGCGCCUGCAUCAAGUUGGUGGACGGUCAGGAAUGCACCACAGAGGAGAUCAGGGACUUCUGCAAAGGACAGGUUGCUCACUUUAAGAUCCCACGUUACGUCCUCUUUGUUACCGGCUUCCCCCUCACUGUUACUGGAAAGAUCCAGAAGCACAAACUUCGAGCAGAAGCUGAAGGUCGACUGGGAAUAAAAGCGGAAAAGUGAUUAGAGUCCAGAAAAAGAAGCAGAAGUUUUUAAACAUUCCAGCAUAAAACUUUCUGCCUGUAACUUUUGUAUAAAACAAAAUGUCACGUGUAAAGAAACUGAUGCUGUUAUGAACAAAAAGACAUUGAACGACCAGAAGUGAAUGUUUUAAGGAACUCUUUUAUAAUCAUUUGGGGUCACAUAGAAGAGCAGAAUUGAUCUGUUUCUUUAGCACGCCAGCUUUAGAAUUCCUCUUUUAUACAUCAACUUGGAAUCAAACUUUCCAGGUAAUUAAAGCCAGACAUGGGUGUUUCUGUCUUUACAGGAAGAACAGAGACAGUUUUAUUCAUGUCGGUGACAGGUGCACGCCCCUCGGACCCGAAAUACCAUUUAGAAACAUGCAUUCUUGAUUAAAAGGGGAUAAAAAGAGCUGGUAUUACAGACACACAUGCUCAAAGUUGUAAAGAAUUUCCUGGCUGGCUGCAUGUGCAGUCCACCUGACUCCUUUGCUGCAGGAUCGGGUGUUGUCUCCUGUCUAGACCUGAAGGGCUCGGCCCAGAAAUAGCUCUUCAAACAAACGGGGACUCCAGGUUCCACAGAAGGAACCUCAAUGUUUAUUUUUUUUUGCUUUUCUACAUAUUUGGGGUUGGAUUAAAUGGUUCAGGACAUGGUAUUCUUUACAAGAAGCCAGGUGGAAGCGCUGGUCUCUGCGUGCCCCCGUACCCACAGAGAAUGUAAGGAAUUCACUCUAAGCUUUUUAUAGAAAAACGUUAUUAUAAAGGAAUGCUUAAAAGUGAAAACUCCUUCUUUUUAGCAUCCUAUUAGGUUUAAUGAAAAUCAUCCAAGUGUUUUAGACCAUAAUAAUAAAAUACAUGUUUGAUUUUUUUGGACUAAUAUUAGUUUUUAUGAUUCAAAAACUUUAUUAGCAGUGAUCUAAAUGCAAUUUCUGGCAGUUCAUCACUUUGUGGAAAUUGUUUUAAAGCUUUUUGUUUCUUCUUUAAGAGUGUACUAACUAACAGUCUAUAUUACAUGUAUGGUUAGGCCUCUCACCCCAGGAAAUGUGACACGAUGUGAAAUAUGAAAUGUGUAACUUUGACUCAACAUUAACACAAAUGUACUCAUUUUUUUAAACAAAACUUACUGCUUACUUUUACUAUAUAAAGUAACAAGUAAUUAUUGAUAUGAACAAUGAAAUCGAGAAAACCAUCA
Messenger RNA from Oryzias melastigma (Indian medaka), 3348 nucleotides. It is a transcript of the gene acsf2, whose product is annotated as acyl-CoA synthetase family member 2. Bases 61 to 2160 code for a protein of 699 amino acids. Gene Ontology annotation, molecular function: medium-chain fatty acid-CoA ligase activity. Lineage: Eukaryota; Metazoa; Chordata; Actinopteri; Beloniformes; Adrianichthyidae. Gene Ontology annotation, biological process: fatty acid metabolic process. The transcript has 16 exons. The record is from RefSeq and is a predicted model, not a curated record.